Molecule: messenger RNA, 2625 nt
Organism: Bufo gargarizans (Asiatic toad)
Lineage: Eukaryota; Metazoa; Chordata; Amphibia; Anura; Bufonidae
Gene: GUSB
Product: glucuronidase beta
Exons: 13
Coding region: 82-2088 (668 amino acids)
Biological process (GO): carbohydrate metabolic process; glucuronoside catabolic process
Molecular function (GO): carbohydrate binding; beta-glucuronidase activity
Source: RefSeq, a predicted model, not a curated record
UGACGGAGCAGGUCAUGUGACCAGCCAUAGUAGUCUCCAGUGAGCAGCUAGCAGGCACUGGGCAGUGCAGUAAGUGCGGCCAUGUGUGGACAGUGGGGUUGCUGGAUGGUACUGCUCCUGGGCACUGGCUUCAGUCAUGCGCUGAGCCAGGGGAUGUUGUAUCCCAGGGAGACCCCCACCAGGGAGCUGAAGGAACUGAAUGGGAUCUGGAGUUUCCGGGCUGACAGAUCCCCUCAGAGGGACGAGGGGUUCCAGCAGCAGUGGUACAAGCGGCCGCUGAGGGAGUCUGGUCCUGUUAUAGAUAUGCCAGUACCUGCCAGCUACAAUGAUAUCACUCAGGACAUUGGUUUGAGAGAUUUCAUUGGAUGGGUCUGGUACGAGAAAGAAGUCUGGCUGCCCAGUCGCUGGUUAGAUGACGUGGCUUCUAACCGAAUUUUGCUGCGGGUUGGCAGUGCCCACUAUUUCUCCAUAGUGUGGGUUAAUGGUGUUCAAGUGACGCUGCAUGAAGGAGGACACCUGCCCUUUGAAGCCAACAUCUCCAGUGUUCUGAAAGGCAUUUUGGGAACUCCCUGUCGUAUCACCAUUGCUGUAAAUAAUACCCUCACUCUAAACACCCUACCUCCAGGAUCCAUCCAAUAUAUGAACGACCCCACACGAUAUCCCAAAGGCUAUUUUGUACAAAAUACAGCGUUUGAUUUCUUUAAUUAUGCCGGUAUACAUCGCCCUGUGGUUCUUUAUACAACCCCCUCCGUGUACAUUGAUGACAUCACUAUUAUUACGGACAUAAGCGAUAACACAGGAUUGGUAAUCUAUGAAGUAUCUGUGGUUGGUUCAGAUUAUUACUCAGUAGCCGUUAUCUUACGUUGUCAAAAUGGUGAAGAGGUAGCCAGUGCUGUGGGGGCGGUAGGACAGCUGAAAGUGAGCAACGCCAAUCUUUGGUGGCCGUAUUUAAUGAAUGAAAACCCUGGAUAUCUAUAUUCCUUUGAGGUGAAAAUUCGGGCAGAUACAGACAAUGGCGUAUGUGAAGAUGUCUACACUUUACCUGUGGGGAUAAGAACAGUCCAGGUAUCAGGUCAGCAGUUCCUCAUCAAUGGGAAGCCUUUCUACUUCCAUGGAGUCAACAAACAUGAAGACUAUGAUAUUAGAGGAAAGGGUCUGGACUGGUCUACAGUCCUGAAGGAUUUUAACCUGUUGAAGUGGCUGGGGGCAAACUCAUUUCGCACAAGUCAUUACCCCUAUGCUGAAGAAAUCAUGGACCUGUGCGAUAAAUAUGGUAUUGUGGUCAUCGAUGAAUGUCCAGGAGUUGGCAUAAGACAGCCCGAGAGUUUUGGAAACAAAUCUCUGCAGCACCAUUUAGUUGUCAUGGAGGAACUGGUGCGAAGAGAUAAAAACCGCCCCUCAGUGGUGAUGUGGUCAGUCGCCAAUGAACCAGCCUCACAGAUUCCUCCUGCAGGGUAUUAUUUUAAGACUGUCAUUGGUCACACUAAACAACUGGACAACACCAGACCCGUAACUUAUGCUAGUAGUGCAAGCUUUGACAAAGACCAAGGGGCCCCAUAUGUGGAUGUGAUCUGUGUCAAUAGCUACUUCUCCUGGUACCAUGACUCUGGUCACCUGGAAGUAAUUCAGCUGCAACUCAAUAACCAGUUUGACAACUGGUAUGACAAGUACCAAAAGCCGAUGAUACAGAGUGAAUAUGGAGCAGAUACUAUACCAGGCUUCCAUAACGACCCUCCACUAAUGUUCACAGAGGAAUACCAAGCAAUAGUAUUAAAACACUAUCAUGCUGCAUUGGAUGAGAAGAGGAAGAAAGGUGUCAUCGGGGAACUCAUCUGGAACUUUGCAGACUUCAUGACAGCACAGACAGUUACCAGAGUUGUUGGGAACAAGAAAGGAAUCUUCACCCGCCAGAGACAACCUAAAUCAGCUGCUUUUAUUCUGCGGGACAGAUACUGGAAGCUGGCCAAUAACACUGGCUCAUCGGACUCUAUGUGGAAGAAUUAUGCCACUCAGGAUCUGCACUGUAGAAAGAGAGAGAAAACUGCACCGUAUAGACCAGACAUUGGCGACUGCUAUGUUUUGGGCUGAGGAAAAAAAGAUUUUAGAGUAGGCCAAACUGUGCACUUCUUAUAGGGUUUAAUCAGUGGUGUAGCAGAAGUAACUGGUUUCUUACUCCUGAGGGUCCCUUCUGUCAUUCUAGAGAACAUAACACCAAAACGAUAUAUGCUCUGUGUGGAGGCUGUACAGUAAUGAAGUCAUGUUUCUUUCCACCUCUUGUCGGUAGCCAAUCUGAUUUUGAUGGGUACUUCACUGUUCCUUUUGUAAAUAACAUUUAAAAAACAUAAACCCUUCUUAAAUGGAAACCAGCAUGAAGAUUACUGCAGGUCAGCUUGAUAUUAACCCACUAGAACUAGGAAUAAUCAUCAGGCUUGGUCCCCCAUAGUGACAGUCACUCUGCCCUAAUUGAGAGGAGAUGCUGGAUUCAUUAGCAGGGAACCACCGACUUUAAAGUAUAACUGUCGUAUUUUCUUAAUUUAUUUUUUUAGUAUUGGAUUGUGGUGAUUAAUAUCUCCUUGGUGGCCCUAUUUCAACUUUUCACUGUGUAUUCAAUUACCCCUUAAUUCC